AUGGACACGGCCGAAGAAAACUUUCUUCAAUUAUACAGCGAAUCCCCAGCAUCCAUCCAAGAACUUGACAAAAUAUCAAAUUUGGAGUACUCAACAAGCGGCGAAAUAUUCAGUUACACAACAGAUUCCUCUCUAAAAAUAUACUCAGCCACAACCAACAGUUUGAGAAACAUAAUCAGUGUAAAAAUCGACACAAUGAAGUACUUUCAAAACAACACAGUGCUCCAUAGCAAGGACAAUCUAAUAUUGUACCUUUCCAUCUAUGAUAAUAGAUACAUGAGAAAGUUUGAGGCCCACUGUGAUGAUAUCUGCUCGAUAUCGGUAAAUUCCAACAGCGAUACCUUCAUGAGUGUUGGAAAAGAGAGGAUCAAUCUGUGGGAUAUUCGAUAUCAAAGCCCCGUAUUUUCCUUGGAUUCCAAUGGAAAGCUGGGUGCACUUAGCAAGGAGUAUGACUAUGCAUUGUCCGAUAGCAAUUUUAUUUACAUAUUUGAUUGGAGAAACGACAAAGGACCUUUGGCAGUUAAAAAUAUAAAACCAAAUUUCUACCAGAAGCUGUGGUACACUGGCGAUGGCGCAUGCAUUUGUCUGUCUACAUACAAAAACCACACGUUUCUCGAUUCCCAAGGCAAUUUUAUGUCAAACUUUCUAUUGGAAAAUAGCUGUGAUCCUGAUAUCAUCAAUGAAUCAAACAUAUUGAUCAGUGGAUCCUCAAAUUAUAUAUUCUCGUAUAAAAUACCAGAUAAAAAAGUUAUUGGAAGAGCUAGCCUUCAAAACUUUGAGUGCAGUACAGUGAGAACCAAUCCUGUUCAUCCCCAGUUUAUUUGUGCAACAGAACACCAGCUUAAGAUUUGGAAUAUGGACGCUGGCUGA
Messenger RNA from Vittaforma corneae ATCC 50505, 870 nucleotides. RefSeq lists its product as uncharacterized. The transcript has a single exon. The coding region runs from base 1 to 870 and encodes 289 amino acids. Gene Ontology annotation, cellular component: Set1C/COMPASS complex. The record is from RefSeq and is a predicted model, not a curated record. Gene Ontology annotation, molecular function: chromatin binding; protein binding. Lineage: Eukaryota; Fungi; Microsporidia; Nosematidae.